CUCACAGCUCAAUCCCCCAUCGUCGCCCGCCACCAUGGGCUUCCGAACAGGCUAUGUGAUCACGUCCCUCGGCUUUCUCUCCGGCGUCCUCUUCAUCGCAUCGAUCUAUGACUUCCCUCUGAUCUACUCGACGCCCUUUGACCCUCAGUCGGCCAUCGUCGCCGAGCAGUUCUACCUCUCUGCCUACAAGGGGCCUGGAGCCAUCGCUGCAUUGCUUCACGGCAUGAUGGCGCUGGGCGUUGUCGGUCUGCUGGCUAAGCUUCAUCGCUGGUCAGAGACGGCAAAGUACUUUGACGGGUCGUGUGUGGCCCUCAUGGUAGGAGCCAUUGCCAUGUACGGUGUGGUGAUCAUCCCAAACCUCAAGCUCCUCGCCGACCCGGCAAACGUCGCCCUCCUCAACCGCUCCUCAAUCCGCACAGAACGCGACGCCUACAUCAAGCACCAGGGCGGCACCCCUCCCGAUUUCUACACUGACCCAUUGACCACCGAGGAGCGCAUCUCAGCGCUGCGCAUCAUCGCCGCGACCAACACGAUCAACAUGGUCCUUCUCGCGGGUAUUGCGCUGCUGCAGGCUACGGAAGUCUGGAUCGAGGAGAAGGAAAAGAGGGAGGAGCAGAAGGCGAGGAUGAAUGCUGCCAAGGAACUGAGUCAGCAAUUGAAGGAGAGUGAAGGGGCGAAGAAGGAUCAGUGAGCGGCAAAGGGGAGUGAAAGCGAGGUUGGAGCGAACGGAGCGACGUUAGACAGGUUGUGAGAAGACGAACGUGAAUUGGAGUGUGUAUCUUGCAGCAUUGUUGUACAGAUGGGUCCGAAAUCAAGUCAUGUAUACCUGCGCAGAGCGAGCCAGGUGUCCGGCUCUC
Jaminaea rosea is the source of this 857-nucleotide messenger RNA. RefSeq lists its product as hypothetical. The coding region runs from base 35 to 691 and encodes 218 amino acids. Gene Ontology annotation, cellular component: endoplasmic reticulum membrane. NCBI's taxonomy places the organism in Eukaryota, Fungi, Basidiomycota, Exobasidiomycetes, Microstromatales. The transcript has 2 exons. Gene Ontology annotation, biological process: endoplasmic reticulum to Golgi vesicle-mediated transport. The record is from RefSeq and is a predicted model, not a curated record.